UUGGCCGACGGCUCUCCCGCAAUCCCCACCUACUAGGUGGCAGUUCGAAAGUGUAGUUGUGUAGUUUAUCAAGACGAAAGGACGGGCGCUGCUCUCUCUUUCCUUCUUUAUUUCCCCAUUUCCCAUAAGUCUUAACCGCUACGAGAAAAUCUUCAAAUGUUAUAUCGGUGCAUUAAUAUGUGACGUUCAAAAGAAAAGAAGGCCAAGGGAACGUGCGAAAGGGUGGUUACGCGCGGUUCUUAAUCACUUUUCAAGUGUGGGAGAAAAUCUUUGCAGGAGGAGGUGAAAAGCCGAACACGAGAUCGACGAAGACGAAGACGAAGACGAAGACGACGAAGACGAAGACGAAGACGACGAAGACGACGAAGACGAAGACGACAACGACGUUCGAGGUGCAGGAGAGAGAAAGAAGAAAAGCAGUGGUGGAGAGGUCGUUCGUCGAGAGGCCGUCGAAAGGCCCUGGCGAGAGAUUAAGGAGAGACGAAAGAAAGGAGGAGAAAAACGACACUGCGAGUCGAGAAAAGAGGUGUCGGAUUAUAGACUAUAGAGGACGAGAAAGAAGAAACAAAAGAAGCUAAAAUUUGUCUACUUUUGAAAAAACGUAGAAGGAAGAUACAAACGAAGACUUGUAACGUAUCGCCAAAAGGCUCGACCGAAGACGCACGGAGACGUACGAAGAGCGACCGAUUGAAGGAAAAGAACAAGCGUGGACAAUACAGUAAGAGUGUGAAGACGAUAGGGACAACGACAAUCGAAGACGUACGCGUGUUAGGUUAUUCCUCAUUCAUUAAAAUAAAUCAUUAGUGAUUUUCCGUUAUUAACGGAAAGAUAACCUAAAAACGGAAGAAAAAGUUGGAGAAAAGACACGUAUUCACGGAUAUUGGUAGAAGAAUCUCUCUUUCUGUCUAUCUAUAUUUUUAUCCCAAAGACGAAAACGAAGGCGAAGUCGUCACGGUGGUCGAGAGUUCCGGGUGCGGAGAUAGUUUCCUCGCGAUCACGGAAUUGUUCUCUGCUUCACUCUCUCGUUCUGACGUUCCGAAGCACGAGAUUAAAAAGAGAAAAAAAGAGAGAGAGAUAGAGUGAACGAAAGAAAGAGAGAGAGAGAGAGAGAGAGAGAGAGAGAGAGAGAGAGAGAGAGAGAGAGAACGAAGAGGACGUCAGCUGUAUGCGCUUUACAACGAAGGGGACGACGUGUAUGUGAUACUGUGCGGGGAGAGAGCGCAAACGAGAAGGAAAGAAAGAGAGAGAUAGCAGCCACUGCCGAGAGAUAGAGAAAUGGCGGCGCUGGUGGCAGGUGUCCAGUAUGGUUUGUCGUCGCAAAGCAAUUUUCACGAGAAUAAAUCGCUCAUAUUUGUGAAGCUCACGGAUUCGGCGCAACGUGCCAUCGAAGAUUUUCUUCGAAAUAAGAAUAAGACUAGCCAGAACCCUACGAUACAGUUCCUAGGAAACGAAGGACAACUGUCAUUUCCAUCCACGCAAUCUAGCCAUGGCUCGGCAGGUUUCACCUUCAGCCUAUCUGGCAAUCAAGAUAUUGAAGGACCUCAGGGUGGCUUCGAGUGCAUUCAACAAACAGGUCCAACGAGCCUGGAAAGCCUCGGAGCACUGCCAUAUAAAAUGCGAAUACAAGCGAAUGACGACGUCUACGAGACAACUAGGCAUCGAAUGGCGGUGGCAGAAGAAAAUAAUAAGAAUAAAUGUACCAGGGUGAUCAAAGCAAAUGGACCGGAUAUUGGCCGAAAAGUAAAAGUUAAAAGUACCGUUAAUAAAACGAUACAACCGGUGUCGAACAAUGCGAGAUAUCGAGAAUCAUCAAACGUUCUGCCAUCGUCUACAGGUGGUAAUCAAUCAAGAUUAUCUUCCACCUACAAAUUGACUCCUAUCAAUAAUCAACCGAUGGUUCGUAAUCAACCUGAGAAAAAGGUUUCCGACAUCAUGCGAAGACCACUCAAAGAACGUCUGAUACACCUCCUCGCUUUGCGUCCAUAUAAGAAGCCCGAGUUAUACGAUCGCAUCAACAAAGAAGGAAUCAAGGAACGUGAUCGUAGUAGCGUGACAACGAUCCUGAAACAGGUGGCCUUCAUGCGGGACAACACGUUUCAUCUGCAUAGGUACGUUUGGAACGACGUUCAGGAAGAUUGGCCAUAUUAUACGGACCAAGAAAAAGCUAUGUUGAAGAGGAGAAAACCUCAGAAUCUUACGCCACCUGGAUCCAGCGAUGGUGGAUCUAGUGGUAGCGGACAGUCACCGAAUUCCGUUCAUCCGGGCUCGCCACCAGCAAUAACGGCGCCACCGCCAAAUCUUCUUAACAAGAUGCCUGGCUAUUAUCAGGGUAACGAUGGCCUUCCGACAAAAAAACCACGGAUAUCGCAUUAUAAAAAACCUGAACCUAGCUCAAAUGCAUCCUCUUCUUUGUCUUCCACUUCUUCCAAAGUCAAUGAGAGUGGAAGGACGACAGGUAGUGGUGUUAGUGGUGGUGUCAUUGUUGGUAUCGGUGGCAGUGGUAGUGGUGGUGGUGGUGGUGGUGGUGGUGGUGGUGGUGGUGGAAGUGUCAGUGUAAGUACUAGUGGUAAUGCUAGUUUAUAUGAUGUUUGGGAUCAGAGACAACAACAACAGCAGCAACAGCAACAACGUGAACGCCGUACCGAUUAUCGGGCUGAAAGAACAUCCAACAGUGAAGUGUUACGAAGUGGCGGAAAUUACGGCAAUGGCAAAACUUGUCCAAUGACAGCAAGCAAUAGCAGCGGUGCGAACAAUCAAAGCGACGCCGGUAUUUCGAGCAGCGAGAGUAAUGCCGCGAACGUCAACAUCGUCAGUCAUAAUUCUCAUAAUAGUAUAACUCAUAGUAAUUCAAUGUGCAACAAUCGCAACCACCAUGGGGCUGGUGGUGGUGGUGGCAGCGGUCAAAAUAUUAAUAAAUCAAUCCCAGGUAGUAACGAAAACAGCAUUGGUUCAAGUGUAGAUCAUCUUGCGCGCAACGUGACUAAUUCCACGAGCGGUGUCGCUGUGGGUGGAGUUAGUGCUGGUGCUGGUGAUGGUAGCAAUAGUACUAGCGGUGGUUACAGUGCUAUAUCAUCAAACGGUAUAAUCAACGAGCGAAGAGACAGAAACGAUCGGAUUCGCAGCGAUAGAGAACGAGAAUCGCGUCAAAGGAAUAGUGCCAGCCACGUUAGUACUUCCCUUUCUUCUUCCACCACAGAUCACAAUCUUGUGAAUCUUUCUGACAGAAGCUUGGCGCAGCUUAACGUUAACACCGACGAUAACAUCGUCACGACAUCAACGUGCAACGUCAAUUCACUGGAAAGUCACAACUUAUCCAAAAACAACACUAAUUACCUCGCAAAUUAUACGACAAUAUUUAGCUUGGAACAGAGACGACGUUAUAGAACUGAAUUUAAUGAGGACUACGAAGAAUAUAAAAAGUUGCACGCUCAAGUGGAGAUGGUCUCUGAGCGUUUUCAGCAAUUGGAAGACCGUCUGAAGGAAGAGCAAGCGAUGGGAAAUAUAGAAGGAUGGAAGGAGGUCAGCAAAAUUAUUCUUAUGGAAUACUUGCAAACGAAGAAUGAUCCGAUACAACAACAGACGAAACGUCGCUUCCUAUUUUUGCACGAAAAGCUGAGCCAUAUAAAGAGACUGGUCGCCGAAUACGAUUCGCGAAAUAGUAGUAGCGGAAGCAUGUUAAUCACGGCGAGGAUGCCCAACCACACGAUGGGUGAUACGGGCGAAACGGAUAGUACGCAUUACUGACAUACAAUGAAAAGGCCGGCUUUUUUUGACUACGUCUGUUCUCGAUUGUCGGUACGUUACAGUCGCGACUCGGUUGUCGCAGAAUUUGAAUUUUCUCGGCAAAGUUGCAAGGCUGAUCUUCUUAACGGUCCUUAUGGUUCCUGGAUUAAUAAUCGCCGAAAAAUUAAACUAAACUAAAGUAAAUUAAACUGAAUGGAGGUUGCGCGACUCGAAAACGAACGCCAUUCGACCAAUCUUCCUGCCGUAUUAUGACUUACGAGAUAUCAAUAGGAGAAUGCGUUUCCAAUUUUAUUCUCCAAUAGGUGACCUGACAGACGUUGACCUGUCUUACGUUAGCUGUGAAUAUUCAAUUUGAACUAACAACAACAACAAAUUAUUUCAAAAGCAUAUUGUUUGUUGUAAUGCUUUUUGAUACACAACAAUUUUUAGUUUUAUUUUCUGGCACGUAAAUAAAUAAUGUUGAUGGUUGUCCGACACGGGAACAGGCGACAUAUAAUUGGCCAUGUGAACGCAACAUCUCUACGUUGUUGAUUUCGAUUCCAUCGAUUCCGUUCAACUUCAUUUCGCGCUUUGCGUCGCUCGUCAGGUUUGACUUGCAGCAUUGUGAGUUCUGCGACCUAAGUCGGUACGUCUAAUUGGUGGCAUUUUGAAGAACCAAAAUUCAAUUGAAAAUAAAAAAUUUACUCCCUUAUUUUUUCUAUACAACCAUGUAUACCACGUGUUAGUCUAUUCACGAUAAACGAGAUACACGAAAAAACGCCCGCUGCACGCGUAAAUCCACGGCGAAGUUACCCGCAUUACCUCCACCAACUUUAAUUUUUCUUUCCGUAAAAAUCUUCUACAAAGUAUCAGAAAACUUAAAAAAAAAAUAUGAGUGAAAUCGGUAAAGUCGUUCUCAAAUUAUGGCGUGACCAAGGGAAACGGAUUCAUUUAUAUAUAUAUAUAGAUUGUUUGACUUUCUCCAUUUGCGUUCAGAAAAAAACGCGUGACGAGUGUACGUGAUCAAAUUGGCGUUUUAAAUUCGACCAAUGCUAGCUUCUCGGUUUAACUUGAUUUAUCACUGAUUAUAGAACACGAAAAGGCUGACGACAAUCGGUACGUUUAAAAGGCAAAGAUAAAAAUAAAAUGAAAAAAAGGAGAGAGAGAGAAAAAUAAUAUGAAUAAAAUAAAAAAAGGGAGGGAAAGAAAAAGAGGAUCGGCUAACACCGAGACGGCCAGGGAGAAGAUCUCUCCAAAUGCGCGCGUAAAUUGCGAAAAGAAAGAGGGUAAAUAAGAUAAGUUAAUAUGUAAGUAUAAGUAUAAGUAUAUAUGUAUGGAGUCCAAAGGUUUUCGUCGUCGUCGUCGUUGCCAGCACCGGCAUUACAGCCGCAGCUGCAUUGCUUUUUGUGUCCACGACACGGACUUGGAAAAGUAAAACAGUGAUGGGCUAAAGAAGAAACAAGAGGGGGGGGGAUGGAGGCGUGGAAAGGAAAAAGAAAUAAAACAUAGUUUUUACUUUAAUCAAGUUACUUACCGUGCACACACGUCUUCUUAGUGUGUGUUGUCCAUUUUAAAAGCGUUAGAUAGAUUAAAGAGAAACAAAAAAUAAAUCUGAAACCGUAGGAAAAAAGAAGAGGGUUCAAGAGGUACCAGGGGUAAUCACGUGCCAAGCCUUUUCUAAAAUUCCUAUCCCAUCUUUCUAUCAAAAGGAAAUGAAAUAAAAAAUGAACAAAAAACAAGCUGGGACGUUGUUUACGAACUGUAGCAUGGAAAUCUCCCAGUAUUCGUAUACUUUUACAUUAUAACUUAUAUGCUUGUACUUUCUUUAGGACUGAUCGAUAAAUAUUAGACGGAAUGAGGAAAAGAGAAAGAAAGAAUGUGACAAAGAGAAGAAGGGGGAGAAAGGGAGAGAGAGAGAAAGCAUUCGUAUGCUUGCUCUGUUGCUAUGUGUCUUUGCAAAAA
Molecule: messenger RNA, 5685 nt
Organism: Polistes canadensis
Lineage: Eukaryota; Metazoa; Arthropoda; Insecta; Hymenoptera; Vespidae
Gene: Su(Tpl)
Product: RNA polymerase II elongation factor Ell-like
Exons: 10
Coding region: 1276-3744 (822 amino acids)
Biological process (GO): transcription elongation by RNA polymerase II; snRNA transcription by RNA polymerase II; positive regulation of transcription elongation by RNA polymerase II
Cellular component (GO): transcription elongation factor complex
Molecular function (GO): cis-regulatory region sequence-specific DNA binding
Source: RefSeq, a predicted model, not a curated record